GCCAUUUUUUUCACUGUCACCAAUCACCGUAGAGCAACGGAAGCCACGAGGUGACACAAUUGCUCAGAGGCAAAAAAAAACGCAAUUCUUUUCUCAAUGUAAGGUAUUUACCAUUGCCCAUUUGCCCAGCUCCUGUUCUGGCACAACACUGGCACAACACUCCCCAUCAGCAUUCACACGCGUCCCAGUAUUCUGGCUGUGAAACAUGAGCCGGGGCCAAAUAUAGCCCCACACAGUGAGCAGUUAGAGACCGGGACAGAUGGGACAGCAGGCCACUGCAGAGGCAGUACGCAAUUGGACCCUGAACCUGAGAGAUCCUGCUGACUGUCUGACCAAUAAGGCUGCUCUUCUGGAAAGAGAAGCUUCUUUUUGGAUCAUUCUUUCUUUAAUAAACGAGGCAAACCUGGAACAACGAAACCAGGAGAAAGUGUUUGGAUACAUAGCACACUUUAAGGAUGCAGGACGGGAGUUGGAAUCAGCCACUCCCCAUCGCUCUGCUGCUGAAGGACCCGGCAGGAGGCAGGACUUUGGAGGGCGAUGGGGGGGUGUUUUCUGAGGCAUCCUCUGAUGGGGAACUCUAUCUGGACUCAGUGACUGAGCUGGAUUCUGGAGAUGGGGACUUUGCAGAUCUUACUGCAUUCUUGAGUGCAGAUGAGAUUAAUCGUAGCCUGGACCUGGCCUGGGAGUCCUUUGGUGACCCAUUUGAGUCUGAAAAUCCAGGCCCAUCUCAUCCUACAUCCCAGGAGCAGGCUCUCCAACAUGUCCCCUCCCAUCCCAUGCCCCCUCAGACCACUGAAAACCUCAUUACAAGCCCAAACCAGCAGCACCAGACCAAAGCCCCCUGCCCAGCUGACAAUGCAGCACUUGAAGUCUCUUCCAGCCAGAACGCCCCCCUCAGCAAACCCAUACAGGUGUCCAGUGAGGCUCCGUCCUCUACGGAGAAGGUUGUCCGCCACAAACCCAUCCAGCCAGUGUAUAAGCAGGAUAAACCUCGGCUUCUUCAUGAAGGCCUGGAGCUGAAUGAUCGGGCAGCUUCAGCCACAGAGUUCUGUAGCCGAGCUGCCACGUUCAUCGAGGAGCUGUCAUCUAUCUUCAAAGGUUCUGCUCAUUUGGAGCAGCAGGUGGAGGAGGACUCCUCCUCUCCUGAUAGUGGUUAUCUGUCCCCGAGGAGUCGGCGGCCGGUCCCUCAGGGCUCAGUCUCUGCUCCCUCUCUGCCUCCCAGCCAGCAAGAGGAGACACAGUUCAACCAGCCGGCCAUGAGCCUGGAGUCGCAGUCUGGAGGGCCCGUGGGAGUGGCGGCUUCUGCUAGGUACCAACACUCUGGAGCUCCAACCUCACAUGGACCGCUGUCUCCACCCUGCUUCCUCCAGAAGCUGAAGAGUCAGGAGGUGGCAGAAGGAAGCCCCAUUCGUCUGGAAUGCAGAGUCACAGGAAACCCACUGCCGCUCGUCAGGUGGUUCUGUGAAGGCCGUGAGCUGCACAACUCUCCCGACAUACAGAUCUGGAGGGAUGGUGACCUGCACACGCUGGUGAUCACCGAAGCUUUCGAGGACGACACAGGACGUUACACCUGCGUGGCUUCCAACAGUCUCGGAGCAGACAACACCUCUGCUGAGGUUUACAUCGAAGGAGCUUCGUCAUCAGACUCAGAAGGAGAAGGAGUUGUGUCAAAGUCCAGAUCGGGAAUCAUGCCUCAAGUUCAGAAGAAGACCACUUCAAUGUCUCUGACAAUACGCUCAGCGUCACCCAAAACCACCGAGGUCCUUCCUCGUCGUUCCACCCUGGUCCAGGCCUUGUCUCAGCCCCUACAGCGGGUGCAGAGCCCAGUGUCGUCACUGUAUGGUGCAGAGGUAUCAGGUCCUCCUAUAUUUACCAAGCUGUUGCAGGAUGCCCAGGCAUCCGAGGGCCAGGUGGUGGUUCUGGAGUGCCGGGUCCGUGGAAGCCCUCCUCUGCAGGUCAGAUGGUACCGCCAGGGAGAGGAGAUCCUGGACUCCCCCGAUUUUCGUAUUCUCCAAAAGAAGCCUCGAUCUGCAGCUGAGCCAGAGGAGAUCUGCACACUGGUGAUAGCCGAGGCCUUUCCAGAGGAUGGAGGUCUGUUCUGCUGCACCGCAUCCAACCCGUACGGGUCCAUUAAGAGCACGGCUCAUCUCACCGUCACUGCAGCCGAGGACUCUUCCAGUAAUGGCAUGUCUGGUGAUAGCUCAGGGUUUGAGGAUGCGGCUGCCUUCCCCCCGCCUCCCCCACCCACAGAAAUCAGCCUCCUAGAGCUGCCACCCAAGAUGCUGCCUCAUCCCGGCUCUGAGGCUUUCCAUAUCAAGGAGCUUGAGAUCUGGCCAAGUGUGUCAUCCCUGCCUCCAGUACACAUGGGCUCAGAGGGGGAAGACAAGCAUAAGGGAAGAGGGUCUAUACAGAACGGCCAGCUGGCAAAUCUACCUAAAGCGACCACACCGCCGCCCCCACCUCCACCACCACCUCCACCUCUGCCUCUGCCUCUAUCAUCACAUCAUGACCUAAUGAGAGAAAUCAUAGCCAAGGUGGCUCCAGACUCACCUCCAUCCCCAGGCAAGGUGUCUCCAUCCCCUGGGAAGGACGGUCCUCCACUGCCUACCAAACCUAAACCAAAGCUGAACGCGUCCCAGCUGAAGCAGCUGCAGGACCAGAUUCUAUUGGAGCAGCAGGAAGCAGCCAACUGGCAGCAGCAGCAGCAGCAGCAGGAGCAGCAGAGCCAGGAAGUCCCGCCUCCACCUCAUCAACCACCUCAGGAAGUCCCUCCACCUGCCCCGCCGUCUCCGCCUCUCCCACCUCCUCCCUCCUUCCAGGAGCUGGAGAGCAACGCAGCCAUGCAGGCCAGCACCUUCAACUACGCCCGGCCCAAGCAGUUCAUCGCUGCUCAGUCGUCCGGCUCCUCGGAGUCCAGCCUGCCCUCCCCGCUGUCUCCCACCACCCCACACAAGUCCUUCAGCAGGGUCAUCGUGCCCCCUUUCACCAAAGCAGGCAGCGUGGAGUCUCCGAGCUCUCCUUCCUUCCCGCCUCCUCCUCCACCCUUCCUCAGCUCCAGUAACCUGUCCUCUCCAUCAGGACCCGCCCAAGACUUCCCUCUCCCUCCGCCUCCACCACCUUUGCCUGUCUCAUCUCCGGGCUCAGAUAUGUCCUCGCCAUUCUCCUCCAUCCCUCCAUCUCCAGCCUCCAGCUUCCUGUCCUCUGUGUUGCCCUCCACGCCCUCCUCACCUGGCAGUCCUACAGUCAACGCCCUGGGUCUUCCUAAAGGCAACGGGACUGUCAAAGCCUUCCCCAGGAAGUCCUCGGUCACCAGGACGCCUCGCGUUGCCUCUGACUCGGACAUCCAAGGAUCCAAGGACGCCGUCAUCCAGGACUUGGAGAGAAAACUGCGCUUUAAAGAGGAGCGAUGCAACGGUCAACAGAGGUUAACCUAUGAGGAGAAGAUGGCUCGCAGACUGCUGGGUGCUGACAACGCUGCCACAGUCUUAAACACACAGGACACAGAGGAGGAGCCGGUCACGCAGGAAUACCAGUCAUCCGAAAGAGAAUCUUUCCCUCAAAAGGAAUACAAAGUGUCCAGCUUCGAGCAGCGCCUGAUCAGUGAGAUUGAAUUCCGCCUGGAGCGUUCUCCGGUGGAGGAGUCAGACGACGACGUGCAGCACGAUGAAGACUCCCCCGGCCGGGGGGUAGCACCGUCCUUCAACCAGAAGCUCAAACACUACAAAGUCUUCGAGGGCAUGCCGGUCACCUUCUCCUGCAAGGUCAACGGAGACCCCAAACCAAAGGUCUACUGGUUCAAAGAUGGAAAGCAGAUCUCCAAGAGGAGCGAGCACUACAGGAUCAGCCGCGACGCCGAUGGGACCUGCUCCCUGCACACCGCCGCGGCCUCGCUGGAUGACGACGGCAACUACACCAUCAUGGCAGGCAACCCUGAGGGCAGGGUGAGCUGCACCGGCAGGAUGAUGGUCCAGGCUGUGAACCAGCGAGGCCGCAGCCAACGCUCCGCACCCGGACACAUGCGCAGGCCCAGGUCCAGGUCUAGAGACAGUGGCGAUGAGAACGAUAACAUCCAAGAGCGUCACUUCCGCCCACACUUCCUGCAGGCGCCCGGUGAUCUCAUCGUUCAGGAGGGACGACUGUGCCGGAUGGACUGCAAGGUGAGCGGCCUGCCCACCCCUGACCUCAUCUGGCAGCUGAACGGGAAAACCAUCCGCCCUGACUCCGCUCAUAAGAUGCUGGUGAGGGAAAACGGCGUGCACUCAUUGGUCAUCGAGCCUGUCACCAGCCGCGACGCUGGCGUCUACACCUGCAUCGCCAGCAACCGAGCCGGCCAGAACUCCUUCAACCUGGAACUCAUUGUGGCAGCCAAAGAGAUGCACAAGGCCCCGUCAUUCGCCGAGAAGCUGCAAAACACAAGCGUGGCCGAGGGUCAUCCCGUGCGACUGGAGUGUCGCGUCACAGGGGUUCCCUACCCACAGAUCUUCUGGAAACGGGAGAACGAGUCAUUCACUCACAACACAGACAGAAUCAGCAUGCACCAGGACAACUGUGGCUACCUGUGUAUGAUCAUCCAGCCUGCCAUGAAAGAAGAUGCCGGCUGGUACACCGUGUCAGCCAAGAAUGAUGCCGGCAUCGUGUCCAGCACUGCACGCCUCGACGUCCACGCCCAGUGGCAGCAGCCUCACCUCCCCAAGCCCAAGAAGGUGCGUCCCUCCACCAGCCGCUACGCCGCACUGACAGAGAGAGGGCUGGACGUGAAGGCGGCGUUCUUCCCCGACUCGAGCCCGCUGCAGCCCGGCGGCCUGGUGGAAAGCGACGACCUGUAGAGACCACAGGGAGGCAUGAUGAUCGUGACGUCACCCACCCACCCCGCCCUCCAAAAAAAAAAAGAAAAAGAAGCUGCCUAUGCACUCCUGAGACAAACAUAACCACCUGAGGGACUGAACUGCAGACACAGAACUAAAGGGUUGGUGGGCAGAGUGAGCUGGUGCGGCCGUGGUUUUCAUAUGUUUUUAUAGUAUGACACAACUCAUUAUAUUACAGAAUUCAUCAAAAGUUGUUUCCCCAUGCUUCAUUUUAUCAACUGGACCUGGAAAAUGAUUGAAGUGUUUAGCACGAGGAAAAAGGAAAGACAUGCUCAUGUUUCAUGAACUGUACGGUUGAAUCUUUUUAAGUGCCUCUCAUGUCUGUAAAGAUAAAAAAAACAACAAAUAUAUGAAAACAUAGAAUUACUAUGCAUGUUCAAGUGGUGCCAUUUGAAAUACACACACAGACUAAUACUGUAUUUAUACGUAGCACUGCACCAACUUUGUGUAGAAGUGGGGACAUGCCGGAGAAGA
This is a messenger RNA of Larimichthys crocea (large yellow croaker), 5339 nucleotides long. RefSeq names its product palladin, cytoskeletal associated protein (gene palld). The coding region runs from base 456 to 4826 and encodes 1456 amino acids. Gene Ontology annotation, molecular function: protein kinase activity. The transcript has 24 exons. NCBI's taxonomy places the organism in Eukaryota, Metazoa, Chordata, Actinopteri, Sciaenidae. The record is from RefSeq and is a predicted model, not a curated record.